Diorhabda carinulata is the source of this 552-nucleotide messenger RNA. RefSeq names its product NADH dehydrogenase [ubiquinone] 1 alpha subcomplex assembly factor 2-like. Gene Ontology annotation, cellular component: membrane. Bases 72 to 500 code for a protein of 142 amino acids. The transcript has a single exon. The record is from RefSeq and is a predicted model, not a curated record. Gene Ontology annotation, biological process: mitochondrial respiratory chain complex I assembly. NCBI's taxonomy places the organism in Eukaryota, Metazoa, Arthropoda, Insecta, Coleoptera, Chrysomelidae.
UAACAUUAAUAACAUAUUCUUCAAUGUGACAUAAACGAAUUAUUUAUUAUAACACGUAGAAAAUACUCAAAAUGUCUCACCCUCAAAGCCGGAGUAUAUGGGCAAUGAUAAUAAAAAAUUUCAUCAAUUCCUUAAAACCUAGACAAUUUAGAGGAACUCUCGUUGGUACAGAUUAUUUCGGCAAUCAAUACUACGAAAUUCCAGCAGAUACCUCAGUCGGUAAGACUCGCUAUAGUCGGUGGUUCAAUCCACCAAAAAAAGAUGAUUUCAUGCAAGAAUUGCCGGCAGAAUGGGAGUCAUGGUUGCGAGGAAGAAGGAAAAUUCCACCGACUGACGAAGAGAUUAUGAAAAACGUAGCCAUUAUGCAAAUGAAAAAGAAAAAUGCCAUUAAAGUGAAUGCAGAAGCAGGUCAGAUAACACCAAUGACAAAAGGUUUUGAAUCAUUUCCGAAAAGAUAUGAUUACGAAUCUGUACCGGGAAAAGGAAAUUAUAGUAGUUAAUAAAUGUUAUUAGUUUCGUUUCAUCUAAAAUAAAUAUGUUUUUCUUGUCCAA